AUGAGUCCUGAGGUGAUUCAAAAAGUAAAGGAGAAGACUGCUAGGCUCCUCAAGGAAAGCUUUAUCAGAAUAGCCAAGUAUGUUGAAUGGAUGUCCAACAUAGUGCCUGUGAUUAAGAAGAAUGGCAAAUUGAGGUUAAAAAAUGAAGAAGAUUUUAGGUGGACAACAGAGUAUCAAGCUGCUUUUGAAGGAAUAAAAGCCUAUUUAGCCAAACCUCCAGUGCUAAUGCAACCAAGAAAGAACAGACCUUUGAAGUUAUACAUCGCUGCAACUGAAGAAUCAUUAGGAGUCUUUUUGGCUCAAGACAAUGAAGAAGAUUUGGUUAAACACAUGUUAUCCAAACUUAUAUUAAGAGGAAGAAUAGGCAAAUGGAUUUUGGCCUUGUCAGAGUUCCAUUUGGAAUAUGUUCCCCAAAAGGCAGUGAAAAGGCAGGUAUUGGCCAAUUUCUUAGCUGAUCAUCCAUGCCAAUCAGAGUAUCAAGAAACAAUGGAACUUGAGUUGAUCAUCCUGGUAGGAAUUGGUGUUGUGAUUAAAUCACCUCAAGGAGUAAAAACCACACAUGAUUUCAGAGUUGAUGAAAUUACUUGUUUCAAUAAUCAAGCAGAAUACGAAGCCUUGAUUAUGGGAAUGAGAUACUCAUUGGUUUACAGGCUCAUGCUGUUGAUAUAUUUUGGAGAUUCUCAAUUUGAAGAUUCUCAAUUAGUAAUUAAUCAAGUAAAAGGGAUCUUUAAAUAUCAAAGUGCAAGCACGUUUCCAUACUAUGUUGCUGCUGUACAUUUGCUUUCCCAUUUCCAAGUGGCAAUAUAA
Messenger RNA from Camellia sinensis, 807 nucleotides. NCBI's taxonomy places the organism in Eukaryota, Viridiplantae, Streptophyta, Magnoliopsida, Ericales, Theaceae. The record is from RefSeq and is a predicted model, not a curated record.